Molecule: messenger RNA, 6253 nt
Organism: Sturnus vulgaris (Common starling)
Lineage: Eukaryota; Metazoa; Chordata; Aves; Passeriformes; Sturnidae
Gene: TTBK2
Product: tau tubulin kinase 2
Biological process (GO): protein phosphorylation
Molecular function (GO): protein serine/threonine kinase activity; ATP binding
Source: RefSeq, a predicted model, not a curated record
UUUUUUUUUUGUCCCUCCCACUUGCUGCCAGAAAGCAAAUGGUACAAAAAUUUACGUGUUCUGUUUUAAAAUAGCUGCGUCUAUGUUUCCAGCUCUGGGUUGUGGCAUGCGUGUGACGGCUGCUGUGUGGGCACGGCUGGAUGGGAAGCGGGCUGUCUGUCGCCUGGCGCUCUGAGUGCUGGAGCCAUUAGCGGCACUUGCAUCGAUCCGUGCAUACAGAUACGCCCGGCUAGGCCGCGGGUGCGCGCACCACGGCGCCGGCGAGCGCACAAACUGCGCGUGGAACGGCGUUAGAAAUGCGUUAUUGCACCUACUUUUAGCUUUGCCGAGAGCAAGUGGGAAAGCGCCGCGUUCCCAAGUCUACAGAUGAUCUCUGGAGCUGCAGCGGCAUCCCUAGGCUCCUGUUGUCACUCUAGAGCAAAAGCAAUGAGAGGACAAAGCUCGCGACGAGUGACUGGUUAAAUGGAAGCCAUUCCUGGGACCUGGAUGGUUUCUACUGACGCGGACUUUGCAUAGCAGCUCCAUCGCCUCCGGAGGUUGCAAUGAGCGGAGGAGGGGAUCAGCCUGACAUCCUCAGUGUGGGAAUAUUGGUCAAAGAAAGAUGGAAGGUGUUGAGGAAAAUAGGAGGUGGAGGAUUUGGAGAAAUUUACGAUGCACUGGACUUGCUUACUCGGGAAAACGUUGCACUGAAGGUCGAAUCAGCUCAGCAGCCGAAGCAAGUGCUGAAAAUGGAAGUGGCUGUGUUGAAGAAGCUGCAAGGAAAAGAUCAUGUCUGUAGAUUCAUAGGAUGUGGGCGGAACGACAGGUUUAACUAUGUGGUCAUGCAGUUGCAGGGUCGGAACUUGGCAGACCUGCGUCGUAGCCAAUCUCGAGGGACAUUCACCAUUAGCACCACUCUGCGGCUCGGGAAGCAGAUUUUGGAAUCUAUUGAAAGUAUUCAUUCUGUGGGAUUCCUGCACAGGGACAUAAAACCAUCAAACUUCGCAAUGGGACGUUUUCCAAGCACCUGUAGGAAGUGUUUUAUGCUGGAUUUUGGCUUAGCACGGCAAUUUACCAACUCAUGUGGGGAUGUCAGACCACCGCGAGCUGUUGCUGGUUUUCGCGGAACAGUGCGGUACGCAUCGAUCAACGCGCACAGGAACAGAGAAAUGGGUCGGCAUGAUGACCUCUGGUCUCUCUUCUACAUGUUGGUGGAAUUUGUAGUUGGCCAACUGCCUUGGAGAAAAAUAAAAGAUAAGGAGCAAGUGGGCUCCAUUAAAGAAAGGUACGAACACAGGCUUAUGUUGAAACACCUUCCUCAAGAAUUCAACGUCUUUCUGGAUCACAUUUCUAAUUUAGAUUACUUCACAAAGCCUGAUUACCAGCUUCUCAUGUCUGUGUUUGACAACAGCAUGAAAACAUUUGGGGUUAUUGAAAGCGACCCUUUUGACUGGGAGAAGAGUGGAACUGAUGGCUCUCUGACAACAACCACAACUUCAACCACCCCUCAGCUGCACACUCGCCUUACGCCGGCUGCAAUUGGAAUUGCCAAUGCCACUCCUAUCCCAGGAGAGUUGCUGAGGGAAAAUACAGAUGAAGUAUUCCCUGAUGAACAGCUCAGUGAUGGAGAGAAUGUUAUUCCUGUUGGUGUAUCACCAGAGAAACUACCUGGGUCCCCUGGACAUCAACGUCCUCAGGAAAAAGAUGUUUGGGAAGAAAUGGAUGCAAACAGAAACAAAAUUAAACUGGGGAUCUGUAAGGCUGCCACAGAAGAAGAAAACAGCCAUGGAGCAGGGAAUGGCAUGCUUAAUGCCCCGAGUCUUGGCUCUCCAAUUCGGGUUCGCUCAGAGACCACCCAGUUAGACAGAGAUGUUCCACUGGUGCGGAAGUUGCGUUCCAUUCACAGCUUUGAACUGGAGAAGCGUCUCACCUUGGAGUCUAAGCCCGACACUGAUAAGUUUCUUGAGACCUGUUUGGAGAAGAAGCAGAAAGACUUGAAAUUGGCAGAGGCUCCUGUUGCUGCUGUUCCUCCUGUUCCUCAGAAAACAUCUGUUCCUGCUCCUGUGACUGCCCGCACAGACCAUGUUUGGCACUAUGAUGAAGAAUAUCUUCCAGAUGCUUCAAAGCCCGUGUCAGCUAAUUCUCCUGACCAUGCUGAUGGUGUUAUGAGCAAUGGAUUUGUAGCUGUUAACCUAAGCUCCUGCAGGCAGGAGGUCGAUUCUAAGGAAUGGGUGAUAAUAGAUAAGGAACGGGACUUGCAGGACUUCAGGACAAAUGAGGCUUUAGGGCACAAAAUGACUGGAAGUCCCUCAGAUGAAGAGCCAGAGGUACUACAAGUUCUAGAGGAGUCCCUUCCAGAAGAGCAGUCCAGAGAGGGUGGUUGGGCAGGAAACAAUGUCCAUGCCAAGAACCAAACUUCAGGAGUGGAGUUUGUUCUAGACAUGGAAUGUCAUCCUGCUGCAUCUGAACAGCUUACAGAUAAAUUGGAACUCCUGUCUGGAGCUGCAGGACAGCUUCUUGCAGCCACCCCUACAAGUCCCAUGGAAGCUCAAGCAGAAGGAGCACUCACUCCGAUAACAAUCCCCAGACCUUCAGUGGCAUCCACACAGUCUGCUUCAGAGAGCUUCCACUAUGGCCACCCCCUAGAGAGAAGAGAGCAGGAUGGUCAGUCUGUGGAACACACCGUGGAACUUUCCUCUCCAAAGGAAAAUUUGCCAGGCUUGGUUGGGACAGAAGAUGCACUUCCAGCUAGUGCCAGCAGACCAGAUUUGAUACUCAAUACUGGCCAAGAGGUGCUUGACAGGGAAGGGCUUGUCAAAGAGUCUGUCAAUGUCCUGGACUGUGACCAAAAGGACCUACCUGAACACAAUGGGAUACAGGAAGAGAAAGAACCUGGAAAUAUUCCUGUGGAGGAGGCUGAGGAAGAAGGGCUUCCAGUGGUUUCUGAGGAUGCCAUUGAAAUGCUAAGCAAAGAACAGAAUUCUUCUUUGCCAGGAAACUCAAAAUCUGCAGAGGAAGAACCUCUAACAAAUACGGAAGCAGCUCAAGAAUCAAAGUCAAGGCCUGUCAGUUUGAUGCCAAAUCAAGAUGAGGCUCUGAAGUCAAUAGCACCUAAAACAGCAGAAUUGUCUCCCUCAAGACUUAAUAAUGCACAUGUUAAUAGACAGGCAAGCAAAAUAGCAGCCAUUCAGGAAAAUGGUUUUCAUUCUGAUAAGGAAGAAGUCCAUAGCCAAGACUUGAAAUGCCACCAAGUGGCCCUUACUACUAUUUUGCAGCAGGAGAAUAAAAAAGAGAAAAAUGCUCCCAGAAAUGGAGAGUUAUUGCACUGCAUUUCAGAAAAUGAGAAUUCUUAUCGAUCUAAGAAGGACUCAGUUAAAUCUUCUUUUGUAUUCAGGCAGAGUCGAAUCCCAGUUUUAGCACAAGAGAUAGACUCAAUGUCAGAUUCCUCUUCUGUUUCUGCAAAGGAAAAGCUUCUGCUAAAAAAGGCCCAUCAGACAGACUUGGUCAAAUUACUUAUGGAAAANCUCAAAUCUUUCCUUGGUGACCUCUCAAGUGCCUCUGAUAAGUCACUGGAGGAAAAAAUGGCUGCUGCUCCGUUUUCUGAGGAUGAAGUCUUAGCUUCAUUUUCUAGAUUGACCCUGGACUCUCAUUUCAGCAAGCAGAAUGAAGAUAGCUCUUUAUCUCCAAGCAGCCCUCAGUCCAGAAAAAGCAAGAUUCCAAGGCCAGUGUCUUGGGCAACCACUGAUCAAGUUACCAGUUCAAGUUCAGCUCAGUUCUUUCCUCGGCCACCACCAGGAAAACCACCUACUAGACCUGGGGUAGAAGCUAGGUUGCGCAGAUACAGAGUCCUAGGCAGUAGCAGCUCGGACUCAGAUCUUAUCUCUCGUCUGGCUCAAAUCCUACAGAAUGGAUCUCAAAGACCAAGGAGUUCAACCCAGUGUAAGAGUCCAGGAUCUCCACAUAGUCCAAAAACACCACCCAAGAGCCCUGUCAUUCCCCGCCGCAGUCCCAGUGCCUCCCCUAGGAGCUCUUCUUUACCCCGUACUGCCAGUUCUUCUCCGUCCCGGGCUGGGAGAUCCCAUCAUGAUCAGAGGAGUUCAUCCCCACAUUUUGGGAGGAGUAAAUCACCUCCUAGCCAUUCAGGCUCCUCAUCUUCUAGGAGGUCCUGCCAACAAGAGCACUGCUGCAACAAAACAAGCAAGAAUGGUCUGAAAGGUUCUGGUAGUUCUUUCCACCAUUCCCCAAACACUAAGACUUCCACAGGAAAGACCAAAUCAACUACUAAGCUUAGCAGAUAGGAACUGGGCUUUGACAGGUAUAAAGUCUCCUCCUAAAUUUGAUGCAUGUUGUGUCUGUGUACUGUGUAUUUAAAAAAAUAAUCAAAAAAAUUAUAUUAAAAAAAGGUGUUGAAUCUGCACAUUUUAAAGAAAGUAGCCAUUGUAAACUAUUCAUGAGAAAGCAUUCUGUGUAAAUAAGUGGCCAGGCUUUGCCUUAGAGCAGGCAGCAAGCAGAUCUAUGAGAUGGGAAGUAGAGGCCAGGAUAAGAAUGACCGGGUAGUCAAAGAGGUGCAAUGUAUUUAGAGUGAAAAGCUAUCUUGAAGGUGAGUGUUUUAAAACGGUAUUAAUCUCAAUGUGUUUAGUUUCCCUAGUUAGAAGAUUUGGCCUAAUUAUUUAAGGCCUUACAUACUCAAGGAGUAUGUAAGAAAACCUGAAACAGUUAUUCCCAAAGUAACGUCACCACUCGGGAGAUAAGUACUGCUCAAGCAUUUCUUUGCAGUUUUAAAAAAGCACACAGUUUAGAAGAUGAUAUUUCUACCUUUUAAAUUUCUUCCAUUUUGAGCUGCACUCACCUCUGAGUCACUGGGUGCUUAUUUUGUCCCCUAUCUAUCAUGGCACAGAUUUUUUAUCUGAGUAUCAUAUACCUUACCCCUUCUUUGACACUGAUGAAAUUUUAAAAAGUAAUGUUUGACAAGAUGUUUUUGUACCAAUAUUAUUUAGAAAUUUGUUUAGCAGUAAUUAGGAUCCAAGAAGCUGAUUCUCAGUUCUAUAUCAUACAAUUUUUUUGGGAGUCAUAGUGGGGUUCUUCAAACCACAUUUGGUACGAUUUGGAAAAGCAUUCCUUCCUAGGAAAUGAGAGGAAGGAGUAGAUGUAUGUACUUCACUGGAUGUUGCAGGCUUACAGUAAAAUGUAAUGUAAGUUAAAAAAUAAGAACCUUCCUUUACCCCUUAAUUCCACUGGAAAAAGAACCUUUGUUAUUGCUGACAUCUGUUUUUCCAUUAGUCUGGAUCACUUUAACCACAGAUCUUACAAUGCAGAGAUGAUUACCAAUCAAGAUUUGUUUUUUUAGUAAUUUGUUUUCUAAAAUCAUGAAAGAUGAAAUAGAGAUGAGGAGAUUGUCUACUUUGUGAACGUGAUAUUUUAGGGGUGAUGGAAAUAUACUUAACACCCUUAAAAAAAUCUGUAUAAGAAUAUUAAUCACCAAAGCAAAAUAUGUGGAAGGAAAUCGAAAAAAAAAUUUUAAUUGUAUUCUUGUCAUUCUGUUUCCCAAAUGUGUUUUUGAUAGCCAAGCUUUGUUGAGCCUCAGUAAAGUCCAUGGUGUUUAAUUGCUCCAACUUUAUUAGGCAGUUACUUGGUAACAUCUUUUUCUCUGUGGGAACUCUGUAGGGAAUGAAAGGUACGGCACCUUUUGCUAUAUUCAGAAAAGUGUAGUGGGUCAGAAUAGGGACACACAAGAACACAAGCCUGAGAAAGAUGCAGCCAGCUCUCCUCCCUAAUGAUUCCUGUUGUGGGGACUCUGGAUGCAUAAGAGACUUGUCAAUUACUGAUCUGCUUGCUGUAGUCAUAUGCCUCUCCAGCCAGCAUCCGUGCUUUUUUUAUUUAACUCCUGCCAAAUGAAUACCUUUGGAUUAAAAAGGGAAUAUUUUGUCUCUGAGCUAACACAUUCUAAUGCUGCAUUAAAGCUGCCCUAGAGCUGCACUGAAUUUCACUUGCUUUGUCAGACUAUGUUGAUUUUUUUUCUUUUCUUACUAUGAGUAUGUAUAUUGUUUCCCAUAUGUAAUGUAGCACAGUGUGGAACCUUAAUUUCAUUCAGGUUUCAAGCACUACAGAUGAAUGCAAUAGGUAGGGUAUACCUGCUUUUUCUGAAGAAACUGUACCAUUGGAAAGUCCUAUUCCUUUGUAUUAUAUUGUAUAAUAGGUGCUAUACCAAUAAUUGCAUGUCCUCAUGGUACAUUAUAUAAUAUAAAUAUUUAUAUAUACAUAUAUGUAUAUGCUU